UCGCUCUAGCUCCAUAAACCUUGGAGCUGUUUCAGGUUUGAACCCUCCAACAACACGUGUACUGGCUCCGUCGCCGACGUCCAAAGAUCCCGCCGGCCAGUGAAAUUCUCUCGGAUGAUGAUAUGAAAGUGCUGAUUCAGAAUGACUGAGAUUGGAAGGGUAAACACAAGGACAAAGAGACCAAAUAAUGGAGAUUAAAUCUCUAUUAUAAUUAAAUAAUUCGAAAAAAGGGGUUGAAAGAGAGAGAGAGAGAGAGAGAGGGGAAGUGGGGAAGAAGUGUUGUGUGUUUUCUUGUACUUUUUUCAAGUUGCAGGUUUUGGAGUAUCGUGUCGGGAGGUCUUAUUUUUUUACUAUUAUCUUUUUGGUAAAAAAAUGAAUUGAUUUUUCAAAAUACUUUGUUUCAAUUUCAAACCUUCUCAAAGUGAGCUCUAGAUCCCCUUGGGCUUGUGUAUAUAAUCUAUGCCUUUGCUUUCUCGUUGUUGAGUACAAAACCUUGUUUGCGGCGUUUGAGAGAAAACUAAGAAGAAACCUUGAACAUUCUGAAAUAGAUUACUAAUCUUCAGAGAUCGCAAAUGGCAAUCGACAUGAACUUUUCCAGUGAUAUUGAUGAUGAAUAUGUGAAGUUGAUUAGAAGAAUGAAUCCACCCAGGGUUGUAAUUGACAAUGAUGCCUGUAAGGAUGCUACUGUAAUAAGGGUAGAUAGCGCUAACAAACAUGGGAUUCUUCUUGAAGUCGUUCAAGUCCUUACUGAUCUUAAUCUUAUCGUCACCAAAGCCUAUAUUUCUUGUGAUGGUUGCUGGUUCAUGGAUGUUUUUAACGUCACCGAUCAAGAUGGAAACAAAGUUACAGAUGAAGGGGUUUUAGACUACAUCAAAAGGUCGCUUGAAUCGGAUUCUUGUUUUGCACCUUCCAUGAGAUCUGUGGGUGUAAAACCAUCUGUUGAUUACACAGUAAUUGAGCUUAUUGGCAAUGAUAGACAAGGAUUACUUUCUGAAGUCAGUGCUGUCCUCACUCACCUCAAAUGCAACGUUGUGCACGCUGAGGUGUGGACUCACAACACACGUGCGGCCGCCGUUAUGCACGUUACAGACGAUGAAACUGGUUCUGCAAUUACUGAUCUUGAGAGGCUGUCUAGGAUCAAGGGAUUACUCAGUAACGUACUAAGGGGAAGCAAUAACAGGUCCAAUGGAGCUAAGACUGUUGUUUCUCAUGGAGUCACUCACAUUGAGAGAAGGCUUCAUCAGAUGAUGUUUGCUGAUAGGGAUUAUGAACUUCUCGAUGAGGAUGUCAUGGAAGAAGAACAAAGACCAAAUAUCAAGGUUGUGAAUUGGUGUGAUAUAGACUAUUCUGUUGUUACCAUUCGGAGCAAAGAUCGACCGAAACUUCUUUUCGACACUGUUUGCACUUUGACAGACAUGCAAUAUGUGGUUUUUCAUGCCAAUGUAGUUGCUGAAGGGACAGAAGCAUAUCAGGAAUAUUACAUUAGACACAUAGAUGGAUCUCCUGUUAAAUCUGAUGCAGAGAGACAAAGAGUAAUUCAAUGUCUUGAAGCUGCCAUCAGAAGAAGAGUGUGUGAGGGGUUGAAGCUAGAGUUAUGCACAACAGAUAGAGUUGGGCUUCUUUCUGAUGUUACCCGCAUCUUUCGAGAGAACAGUCUGACUGUCACAAGAGCAGAGGUAACAACGAAAGCCGGUAAGGCGAUUAACACGUUUUAUGUCCGCGAUCCAUCGGGGUAUCCAGUCGAUUCGAAGACGAUAGAUUCGAUCCGAGAAUUGAUCGGGCAAACAAUACUGAAAGUGAAAGGAAGUAGUAGUCCUAAAGAUCAAAAACAAGUUUCUCAGGAUUCACCUACCAGGUUCCUAUUUGGUGGUCUUUUUAGAUCUAGAUCUUUUGUUAAUUUUGGGUUAAUAAGGUCUUAAUCAUGAAGAAACAUAGUGCUGCUACUCAAAACUGACAUUAAGCCUAUCAUGUAAAUGACCUCACCAUAAAAUACAACUUAGGAACAAAAACAUAGAGCAGCAUCAGCUUCUAUAUAUUCCUUGGGCACAAGAAUUAGUGUCUUCUUUUAGCUUUUAGUUUUCUGAUGUACCAAAAAUCAAGGGGAGAAAAAAAAUCUCAACUCCCCCCCCCCCCCAAAAAAAAAAAAAAGGUUAAUUUUUAUUAAUUAUGUUUGUUUAUUUGGUUGGGGUAACAUGGGUAGAAUGAAGGGUUGACAUUUAUUUUGGAUUUGAGCACAAAUUUCUAAAAAGUUUUCCAAGGUCGAGGAACCAACAUGGAAGGAUCUUGUUAAUUAUUAUAUGUAUGUAUAUAUAUUUGGGUUAAUUUUUUAAGAAGACUUUGAAAUGAAAGUUAACGAACCUUGAUAUUUUCAAUCCCUCCAAUAUGGAAUGAGAAUAGUGGUUUGAACUUUGAGUA
Messenger RNA from Benincasa hispida (wax gourd), 2415 nucleotides. Its product is annotated as ACT domain-containing protein ACR4-like. The record is from RefSeq and is a predicted model, not a curated record. Lineage: Eukaryota; Viridiplantae; Streptophyta; Magnoliopsida; Cucurbitales; Cucurbitaceae.